CGUGACUUUCUUCCUGCCUUUCCCCAAAGGUAACCUUGAAACUUGAUCCUUGUCAGUGGUGUUCUGCUUGCAACUUAUCGGUAAAGAGGUCAUCAUGAUGACUGGGACAGGUUGUUUGUGUGUGACUCUCCUGCUUCUCCUGCACAGAGCAGACUCUGAAAGGUUUGAGGUUCUUGGUCCGACUCGUGCCAUUGCUGCUGUGGCUGGUGAUGACAUCAUUCUGCCCUGUUACAUCAAACCCAACAUCAGCGCUGAGGACAUGAGAGUUGACUGGUUCAGAGUCAACCACCCAGACCCUCAGUCAAACAUUCGAGUCCAUCUCUACCAAGACGGCAGAGACAAAUACCAUGAUCAGAUCCGCUCCUACGAGGGAAGGACAUCAUUGUUUAAAGAGGAACUGAAGAAGGGCAACACCUCUUUGAAACUGACCAGGGUACAAGGCACUGAUGAUGGACAGUACAAAUGUCUUGUUAAGUCUAAGACCCAUUAUGAUGAUGCCACUAUUCAAGUCCACAUAAGAGCUAUAGGAUCCAAGCCAGAGGUUUCCAUUGAGGGACAGAAAGAAGGAGGGAUGGGUCUGCUGUGUGUAUCUAAAGGCUGGUUCCCUGAGCCUGAGUUGGAGUGGCUGGACAGUGAAGGGGUCACUCUGUCUGCUGGACCUUCAGAGACAGACAGGGACUAUAAGGGGUUCUACAUAGUCAAACUAAAGACCAUUGUAAAGGAGACUGACACCAACCACUUUACCUGCAGACUCAGACAGAGGCAACUCAGUGAGCAGAUCAACAUGGAGACAGAGUUUCACAUCCCUAGUGAGCUGAUCCUUGUUCACACAGACACAUGGAGAGUGGCCUUUGCAGUGAUUGUCUCUCUGAGCAUUGUCCUUGUGGUCAUAUUAGCUUUCACCAUCUGGCGCUGGAAUCAUUUGUCCAAUGACUACGAUGCAUCCAAAGCUAAACACAGUCAAGAGCUAGAAAAAGUUCAAGAUGACAAGAAAUGUAGGCUGAAGAUACUCACUAAUCAGCUGGAUUUUGUAAACAUGAAGAGGUGUCCAGAACUUGAAAGCAUCAGAAGACAUGCAGUGGAUGUGACUCUAGACCCAGAUACAGCACAUUCCCAGCUCAUCCUGUCUGAAGACAGGAAACAAGUGAGAUGUGGAGACAUAAAACAGGAGCUCCCUGACAACCUAGAGAGGUUUGAUAAAGUUCACUAUGUCCUGGGAAAGGAAGGUUUCUCCUCAGUGAGAUUCUACUAUGAGGUUCAGGUGGAGGGGAUGACUGGGUGGACUUUAGGAGUGGUCAGCAAGUCCAUCAACAGGAAGAGGAUGAUUCACUUGAAACCUGACAAUGGAUGCUGGACUGUGUGGCUGAGGGAUGGAGAGUACAAGGCUCUCACUGGGCCCUCUGUCCCCAUCUCCCGGAGUGAACCCCAGAAGGUGGGGGUGUUUGUGGAUUAUGAGGAGGGUCAGGUCUCCUUCUACAAUGCGGAGGCCAGGUCUCAUAUCUACUCUUUCACUGGCUGCACCUUCACUGAGAAACUCUAUCCAUUAUUUUAUUCAGGUACUAUUGAUAACUCAGCCCCACUGGUCAUCACUCCUGUAUAUGUCACUGACUGACUGUUUUAUACCAAACAUUGAAAUACUGUGUGUGUGUGUUACUCACAGUCUGAAUGAAUUGCAAUGUGUUUAUCACUAUAUGAUUAUACUAACAGAGAGGAAAUUCACCUUGUAUAAUUUCUGCUGAAUGUCAUCCUUUUGUGGUUGCAGAAAUUGGGGUGAGCUGUUGUAACUUCUCAAGGGAUAUGUUCUGUGUUGGACUGUGAUGUUAUGCCUUUCAUAGACUCCUGUUAUGUCUGAACCCUAACACAAGGCCAUUGUGUUCUGGAACUGUUGCUUGUAUAAAUAACUGUUGUGUAACAAUAUGAUUGUAUUGUCACCUCCCACUAUAUAAGGGACAUGUAACCAUUUACUCUUGGAACUCUUCCCUGUGAAAUCAGAGACAGAUCUCCCUCGCAACUGCUUGAUUAAAGAUGUUUUUAUUAUACAAUUA
Messenger RNA from Coregonus clupeaformis (lake whitefish), 2045 nucleotides. RefSeq names its product butyrophilin subfamily 1 member A1-like. Gene Ontology annotation, molecular function: protein binding. The record is from RefSeq and is a predicted model, not a curated record. The transcript is spliced from 11 exons. The coding region runs from base 95 to 1612 and encodes 505 amino acids. Lineage: Eukaryota; Metazoa; Chordata; Actinopteri; Salmoniformes; Salmonidae.